Molecule: messenger RNA, 1498 nt
Organism: Lates calcarifer (barramundi perch)
Lineage: Eukaryota; Metazoa; Chordata; Actinopteri; Centropomidae
Product: carboxypeptidase A1
Exons: 11
Coding region: 98-1366 (422 amino acids)
Biological process (GO): proteolysis
Molecular function (GO): zinc ion binding; metallocarboxypeptidase activity
Source: RefSeq, a predicted model, not a curated record
CACACCUCCGUCUCCUUAAGCAAGGUCGUGGUUUGGACACGUGACCCGGCACCUUCGGCCAUAAAAGCCUGUUUUUGGACCUUCCACACUGUUGGUCAUGAUGAAGGGGCUGCUCGCAUUCUUUGCGCUGUUUGUGGCCGUUCUCGGCAAGGAGACAUUUGAUGGGCAUCAGGUUCUCCGCAUUAUUCCCAGGGAUGAGAUCCAGCUGUCUGUUAUCAAGGCCCUGGAGGACAUAAUCGAGUUUGAGCUGGACUUCUGGAGGGGUGUGACUGAUGUGGCCGUUCCUGUGGAUGUCAGAGUUCCCUUCCACAGCCUGCAGUCUAUCAAAAUUUACCUGGAGACUCAGGACAUUGAGUACUCCAUCAUGAUCGAAGACCUGCAGGUGAUGCUGGAUGAGGAGCGGGAGGAGAUGGAGGCUGCUGCUCGUGUCCCUCAGCCCAGAGGCACCGACAGCUUUGACUUCUCCAGGUACCACACCAUCGACGAGAUCUACAGCUUCCAGGACAUGCUGGUGGCUGAGAAUCCCAACCUGGUCAGCAAGAUUGUGAUUGGUCACAGCUACGAGGGCCGUUCCCUGAAUGUGCUCAAGUUCAGCACUGGUGGAACCAGCCGUCCUGCCAUCUGGAUCGACACUGGAAUCCACUCCAGAGAGUGGGUCACUCAGGCCAGCGGCACCUGGUUCGCCAAGAAGAUUGUGACUGAUUACGGUCGUGACCCUGCUCUGACCAACAUCCUCGACAAGAUGGACAUCUUCCUGGAGAUUGUGACCAACCCUGAUGGCUACCACUUCACCCACAACAACAACCGUAUGUGGCGCAAGACCAGGAAGCCCAACCCUGGCUCUAGAUGUGAUGGAGUUGAUCCUAACAGGAACUGGGAUGCUGGUUUUGGAGGACCUGGUGCCAGCGGCAACCCCUGCUCAGAGACCUACCGUGGACCCAAGGCUCACUCCGAGUCUGAGGUCAAGUCCAUCGUGGACUUUGUGAAGUCCCACGGCAACUUCAAGGCCUUCAUCUCCAUCCAUUCCUACUCCCAGAUGCUCCUGUAUCCUUACGGCUACACCAGGACUCCAGUCAGGGACAGAGAUGAACUGCAUGCUCUGGCUAAGAAGGCUAUCACUGACCUGGCUUCCCUGUAUGGUACUAGAUACAAAUACGGCAGCAUCAUCAACACCAUCUACCAAGCCAGUGGUGGCACCAUCGACUGGACCUACAACCAGGGCAUCAAGUACUCCUACACCUUUGAGCUGAGGGACACAGGUCGGUAUGGAUUCGUCCUGCCAGCCAAUCAGAUCAUCCCCACCGCCGAGGAGACUUGGCUGGCUCUGAUGGCCAUCAUGAAUCACACCGUCAGGAACCCAUACUAAAAAUGUGUGGAGAGGCCACUGUCGGCAAAUGUCACCUUUAAAAUGUCAUUGUUAUGACUAAUAUCACCGUCAUGCUUCAUAACUAGAUACUAUGAGAGCCACAAACAGAUGAAUAAACGAGCACAAAAUACA